AUGCACAGCAAUGCCAAGGCCGCGGCUGGACGAGGUGCCGAAACCCGCCGCCCCCCUGACAAGAGCAAGCACAGGUGGCCGCUGCGGCAGUUGGCACACGCGUGCAACAAAGCCAACACGAGAUACGGAUAUCUCGCGGGGAGGGACGGCAUCUUGGCAUGCUGCUUCACCGAGUCCGCGGCGCAGGGCGAGAAGGUAUGGCAGGUGUCCAUGAUGCCCGUCAUGUGGACGCAGCACGGUGACCAGAGGUGGGGCCCAGGCACUCCCCCUCUCACCAUCUUCAUCAGAGCCUCCCUCCAUCAACCAUCGACCUCACCGGCCGUCCCCUACCGCGCAGGCCGGCCCGGCCUGGGGUUUCCUACCCUGCAUCAAGCGAUAUGUCAAACAUUUACACAGGAGCUCUGUUGGGAUAAGUCGAAAGGCAUUCCGCAGCACGACCAACUGUCCACCGACAAGGGCAAAAAGGCAGCUGCUGUCACAUGGGACGACGAAUCCGAAGAGGAAGACCAUGUUUCCUAG
Messenger RNA from Gaeumannomyces tritici R3-111a-1, 519 nucleotides. RefSeq lists its product as hypothetical. The transcript is spliced from 3 exons. The record is from RefSeq and is a predicted model, not a curated record. NCBI's taxonomy places the organism in Eukaryota, Fungi, Ascomycota, Sordariomycetes, Magnaporthales, Magnaporthaceae. Bases 1 to 519 code for a protein of 172 amino acids.